Molecule: messenger RNA, 3506 nt
Organism: Trifolium pratense (red clover)
Lineage: Eukaryota; Viridiplantae; Streptophyta; Magnoliopsida; Fabales; Fabaceae
Product: probable inactive ATP-dependent zinc metalloprotease FTSHI 1, chloroplastic
Exons: 15
Coding region: 302-3067 (921 amino acids)
Biological process (GO): proteolysis
Cellular component (GO): chloroplast thylakoid
Molecular function (GO): ATP-dependent peptidase activity; metalloendopeptidase activity; ATP binding
Source: RefSeq, a predicted model, not a curated record
AAUCAAAUUGAUAAUUUUUCAUGCUUUUAUUUAAUUUUUCCCUUCUCUCUCUUCAGACAAAAAAAAUGGGUCAUACAAUAUGCUGUACCCGACCCGGUUAAGAAACCAUGCAAGAUGAGGUUUAUCGGAUUGGGUGGGAAAUCAAACAUUUCUACCAUUCUGUAAUUUCUUCUUCUUCUUCUUCUUCUUCUUCUUCGUGCAUUUUCAUCGUUCGUUCCUCUUUCUCAAAACCCUAAUUCGAUAAACCCUUUCAGUAACACAUGUUAAAAAUUCAUCCUCACAUGAAUUUACCAUAACAACAAUGAACAUUCUCUGCUAUCCCAACAACAAUUCAUAUCACAUUCACACUCACCACCGCCAUAAAACCCUUCAUUCCAAUCACAACAGAACAAAACAGCUUCUUCUUCGGAAACCAUUCACAGUCUUCUGCAAAUCCAGUUCCGAUGAUUUCGUGAAACGUGUCUUGGAGGAAAAUCCUAGCCAAGUUCCAACCAAGUAUCUAAUCGGUAACAAGUUAUAUACUUCACGAGAAAAAGAGAAUUUGGGUAAAAAAUCAAAUGAGGGUAUUUUUGACUUGUUGAAGAGAUUGAGCUUGAAGAAUUCUCAGAGGAAGAGUGAGAGUGAUGAUGAGGUUUCAGGAGAGAGAGAUUCUGUGUAUUUGAAUGAUUUGGUUAAAGAUUAUAAAGGGAAACUUUAUGUUCCGGAGCAAAUUUUCGCUACACCGUUGUCUGAAGAGGAAGAGUUUAAUGAGAAUUUGAAGAAGUUGCCAAAAAUGAGUAUUGAGGAUUUCACUAAAGCGUUGAGUAAAGAUAAAAUCAAGUUGGUUACUUCAAAGGAAACUUUAAAGGAAGAUUAUGGAAUUGGUUAUAAGGAUUACAUUGUGGAUUUGAAGGAAAUUCCUGGUGAUAAGAGAUUGCAAGUUACCAAAUGGGUUCUCAGGGUGGAUAGCAUUGAAGCUCAAGCAAUUUUGGACGAAUAUUCCGGACCACGAUAUGAGAUAGAGAGUCGGCGUAUUACGUCUUGGGUGGGAAUAAUGUCAGAGUACCCUCAUCCAGUUGCAUCUUCCAUAUCUAGCAGAGUGGUGGCUGAGCUUGGAGCAGUGACAGUAGUAGUGGGUUUAGCAGCAAUUCUAGUUGGUGGCUUCCUUUCAGCAGCAGUAUUUGUUGUUACCAGUUUUAUAUUUGUUGCAACUGUCUAUGUUGCGUGGCCUAUAGCCCAACCAAUUCUCAAGUUUUUUCUUAGAGUUGCUGGUUCAAUGCUGGAGAGGGUUUGGGAUAAAAUUGUUGACUUUUUCUUGGACGGUGGCUUUUUGUCUAAGAUUUAUGAGCUUUGCACUGUUGCCGGUUUAGCUUCCAGUGCUCAGACGCUGGCUGUAACCCUGCCUAUAGUUGUGGGUAUGGUCCUUCUUGUUCGCUUCACUCUUUCAAGAAAACCCAAAAAUUUCAGGAAGUGGGAUCUAUGGCAGGGAAUGAACUUCUCGUUAUCAAAAGCUGAAGCUCGUGUUGAUGGUUCAACUGGAAUAAGGUUUUCUGACGUGGCUGGAAUUGAUGAUGCUGUAGAUGAACUUCAAGAGUUGGUGAGGUACCUAAAAAAUCCCGAGCUAUUUGAUAAGAUGGGGAUCAAACCUCCGCACGGUGUUCUUCUGGAGGGCCCACCUGGAUGUGGCAAGACCUUGGUAGCCAAGGCUAUAGCUGGUGAAGCUGGUGUUCCAUUUUACCAAAUGGCUGGAUCAGAAUUUGUGGAAUUUUUAGUUGGUGUUGGUUCUGCACGUAUUAGGGAUUUGUUUAAAAGAGCCAAGGUAAACAAACCAUCAGUUGUAUUUAUCGAUGAAAUUGAUGCAUUGGCUACUAGGCGACAAGGUACUUUCAACGAGUCGACAGAUAACCUGUAUAAUGCAGCCACCCAGGAAAGAGAAACUACAUUGAACCAAUUGUUGAUAGAGCUUGAUGGUUUUGAUACUGGAAAGGGGAUCAUAUUUCUAGCUGCCACAAAUCGUAGGGAUUUGUUAGAUCCUGCACUUCUUCGUCCGGGUCGCCUUGAUAGAAAGAUCAAAAUUCUCCCUCCAAAUGCAAAAGGAAGACUUGAUAUUUUGAAAAUUCAUGCUAACAAAGUAAAAAUAUCAGAUUCUGUUGAUUUGUCCAGCUAUGCUCAGAACCUACCUGGAUGGUCUGGAGCAAGAUUGGCACAAUUGGUCCAAGAGGCUGCUCUUGUAGCUGUCAGGAAGCGACAUAACUCAAUUCUUCAGUCAGAUAUGGAUGAAGCAGUGGACAGACUUACUGUGGGACCUAAACGUAUGGGAGUAGACUUAGGUUAUCAAGGACAAUGUCGUAGAGCAACUACCGAAGUGGGAGUUGCAAUAACUUCUCAUCUGCUCCGGCGAUACGAGAAUGCAAAAGUUGAAUACUGCGAACGAAUCUCAAUAGUGCCUCGUGGUCAGACAUUCUCUCAAUUGGUAUUCCGUCGGCUUGAUGAUGAAUCAUAUAUGUUUGAACGCCGACCUCAAUUGUUGCAUCGUCUUCAGGUUAUGCUUGGAGGUAGAGCUGCUGAGGAGGUCAUCUAUGGACGUGACACAUCAAAAGCCUCAGUUGAAUACCUUGCACAUGCUUCCUGGCUUGCUCGCAAAAUACUAACCAUUUGGAAUUUGGAGGAUCCAAUGGUCAUACAUGGAGAAGCACCACCUUGGAGGAAGUCAUUUAAAUUUGUUGGACCAAGGCUGGAUUUUGAAGGGGCUCUUUAUGAUCAUUACGACCUGAUUGAGCCUCCCCUAAAUUUUAAUCUGGAAGCUCAAGUUGCACAAAGAACUGAAGAAUUGAUACGUGACAUGUACAGAAAAACAGUGUCUCGCCUGAGGGAGCACCAUGCAGCUUUGCUUGAAACUAUCAAGGUUCUUCUCAAUCAGAGGGAAGUGAGUGGCGAGGAAAUAGACUUCAUUUUGAACAAAUACCCUCCGCAAACACCUUUACAUCUUUUGGAGAAGGAAAUUCCUGGCAACCUUCCAUUAAUGAAAGAACAAAGGCACGAUUUGGAGUAUACCAUACAAACUCAAACGAAAGAAGAAACCGCGUGAGUUCUUUCUCAGUCCUCUUCUAAAACCAAGAUUUUGUUACUGGAUUUUCAGGCUAAUCAGUGCUUCAGAAUGGAAAUUGCACUUGAGCAAGAUUCCUCCAAGGAUUAUGCAUUAACGGCUGCAUUCAAAGCAUUUCAACGAUAACAGCAGUAUAUGUAUUUAGUUCAGCUAUGAAAUUUAUUUUUUUUGGUACAUAUUCAGCUAUGAAUUUUGUUCAUACCAUUGUAUUAUGCUUUAUUUUUCAUACUGUUCAUAGGCAUAUCUCUGUUGUAUUUAAAAAGAGUAGUUUUCCUUACAAGAUUUAAAAAGAUUAGUUGAAUGUAUUAAUUUAAGAAUAUUGGCAUGAUUUACAAUAUAAUGAUCAUCCUUUCAAGGGAUGUUUGGUUGGAGGAGCCUCUGAUAGUUAUUUUGGAAUGGAAGGAUUAUAAUUUUUAUUCAA